AUGCCCGCCAUCUUCGACGCCGUCGCCGCGGCGCCAACAAGCAGCGGUGGCGCGACAGCGGUCCCGACCCGCAGUCGCAGAAUGCGUACCGUCUCGCUGGCGCUGCAGGCGUCCAGUUUGGUGCUGAGCGUCCUCACGAUGGCGCUUAUGGCCAACGUUCUGUACACUGCGCGCAAUAUCGAAGUCGAGGACCCCGGCUUCGUCAUCCACCGUGCCAGUUCCGCGCUCGUCGUGUGGGCUGGCACCGGAGGCAUUCUGAACGCCGUUGCUGCCGGCUAUUUGAUCUACUCCGGCCGCCCUCUGGUCUUGAACAUCACGGGCACACAGCCCAACCCCCCAACCAUCCGCCCCACGCCCGCCCGCCUCGCCCUCGCCCUCGUCGCCCUCGCCCGCACCCUCGCCGCCACCGCCUACGCCUUCGCCGACUUCGACCGCGCCACCGCCCUCGCCCUCCCCUGGGACGGCGUCGUGGACAGCGCUUCUUUCCCCUCCUUCUUCACCCCCGAGACGUACGCCAGCAACCAGGGCUUCGGCGACGACACCAGCCCGGACGUGGCGGCGCGCGCGGCGGGCGCGCGGGCGUGCUGCGCGGCGAUGGUGGGGCUGGCGGGCGUGGGGGUGGUGGGGGGGUUGGUGGGGUGGAGGGGGGAGAGGAGGGGGAGGAUGGGGAGGAGGGAUGUGGGGGAGAGGUUGGGGGGCGGGGAGGGUGGGGAUGAGGAGGGUAGUGGGCUUCGUGGUGAUGGGGGCGUGGAGGUGGAGGGUAGGGAGGUGGUGGAGAUGAUGGGGGAUCAGCGCGUGAGGGCCGAGCUGGGGGCCGGCGGCGGCGGCGGGGUGUUCGAGGUGCAGGGGAAGCAGAUGCAUGAGAUGGAGGGGGCUGGGGCUGGGGCCGGGGCCCAUGAGGUGCAGGGGCGGCCGAUACACGAGAUGGAGGCGGAAGAGGGGCAUCGGCGGUGGGUUUAUGAGAUGGAUGCGUCGGAGGAGGCAGGGUGGAAGAGGGAGAGGGAGAAUGCUUGA
Diplodia corticola is the source of this 1014-nucleotide messenger RNA. RefSeq lists its product as uncharacterized. The record is from RefSeq and is a predicted model, not a curated record. The transcript is spliced from 2 exons. Lineage: Eukaryota; Fungi; Ascomycota; Dothideomycetes; Botryosphaeriales; Botryosphaeriaceae. The coding region runs from base 1 to 1014 and encodes 337 amino acids.